AUGGAGCAGCGUUUGAAAAAAGUAGUCGGCACGGAAGAGAAAUUUCUUUUUCCUCACUUUGAGUUAGUGAAUUGGUAUGCGGCUAGGUCGUUGAUUUUGGAACAGUUGAGAGAGGCUAAUGAUGAAGGAAAUCGUGCUGAUCAGUACAUAUUAGAUGCUGCGACGGCGUUAAUGCCAUGCUUGAAAGAGUGGAUGCGUCGUGAUAAGGAGGCGAAGAUGAACAGUACAACGUCCUUCAACGAUGUUUUGGUAAAGUUGCAGAGGGAGAUCAACAAACAACACUACGCAUCUACGGUAGUAGAGAAACCUGAUCCAAUGCUAGAAGAGGUGAAUAUGACGCAAAUGUUUGCGCGUCGUAGUUCAAGUGGGCGACAACCACGGCCAUCAGCGUGGCUUGCUGAAGCUGUAGGGUUGGAUGAGUUGGAGAAAACAGCGAAGAAAUUGGAAGGUUUGUCAUUUGCUAUGCGUUACGAGCUGACUGGAUAG
Cylicostephanus goldi is the source of this 486-nucleotide messenger RNA. The record is from the annotation of a GenBank genome assembly. NCBI's taxonomy places the organism in Eukaryota, Metazoa, Nematoda, Chromadorea, Rhabditida, Strongylidae.